Closterium sp. NIES-65 is the source of this 13095-nucleotide messenger RNA. Lineage: Eukaryota; Viridiplantae; Streptophyta; Zygnematophyceae; Desmidiales; Closteriaceae. The record is from the annotation of a GenBank genome assembly.
AUGGACGUGGACGUGGACGUAGACGUGGACGUGGACAUGGACGUGGACGUGGACGUGGACGUGGACGUGGACGUAGAAAUGAACGUGGACGUGGACGUGGACGUGCACAUGGAAAUGGACGUGGACAUGGACGUGGACGUGGACGUGAAUGUGGACGUGGACGUGGACGUGGACAUGGACGUGGACGUGGGCGUGGACAUGGACGUGGACGUGGACGUGGACGUGGACGUGGACAUGGACGUGGACAUGGACGUGGACAUGGACAUGGACGUGGACGUGGACGUGGACGUGGACGUAGAAAUGAACGUGGACGUGGACGUGGACGUGCACAUGGAAAUGGACGUGGACAUGGACGUGGACGUGAACGUGGACGUGGACGUGGACGUGGACAUGGACGUGGACGUGGACGUGGGCGUGGACAUGGACGUGGACGUGGACAUGGACGUGGUCGUGGUCGUGGACAUGGACGUGGACGUGGUCGUGGACGUGGACGUGGACGUGGACGUGGACGUGGACAUGGACGUGGACGUGGACGUGGACGUGGACGUGGACAUGGACAUGGACGUGGACGUGGACGUGGACGUGGACGUAGAAAUGGACGUGGACGUAGACGUGGACAUGGACAUGGACGUGGACGUGGACGUGGACGUGGACGUGGACGUGGACGUAGAAAUGAACGUGGACGUGGACGUGGACGUGCACAUGGAAAUGGACGUGGACAUGGACGUGGACGUGGACGUGAACGUGGACGUGGACGUGGACGUGGACAUGGACGUGGACGUGGGCGUGGACAUGGACGUGGACGUGGACGUGGACGUGGACGUAGACAUGGACGUGGACAUGGACGUGGACAUGGACAUGGACGUGGACGUGGACGUGGACGUGGACGUAGAAAUGAACGUGGACGUGGACGUGGACGUGCACAUGGAAAUGGACGUGGACAUGGACGUGGACGUGAACGUGGACGUCGACGUGGACGUGGACAUGGACGUGGACGUGGACGUGGGCGUGGACAUGGACGUGGACGUGGACAUGGACGUGGUCGUGGUCGUGGACAUGGACGUGGACGUGGUCGUGGACGUGGACGUGGACGUGGACGUGGACGUGGAAGUGGACGUGGUGGAGGACGUGGACGUGGACGUGGACCUGGACGUGGACCUGGACGUGGACCUGGAGGUGGACGUGGACCUGGACGUGGACCUGGACGUGGACCUGGACGUGGACGUGGACGAGGACGUGGACAUGGACGUGGACGUGGACGUAGAAAUGGACGUGGACGUAGAGGGUGACGUGGACGUAGAAAUGGACGUGGACCUGGACGUGCACGUGGACGUGGACGUGGACGUGGAUGUGGACGUGAACGUGGACGUGGUCGUGGUCGUGGACGUGGUCGUCAUCGUGGACGUGGACGUGGACGUGGUCAUGGACGUGGACGUGGACAUGGACGUGGUCGUGGUCGUGGACAUGGACGUGGACGUGGUCGUGGACGUGGACGUGGACGACGUGGACGUGGAGGACGUGGACGAGGACGUGGAGGACGUGGACGAGGACGUGGAGGACGUGGAGGACGUGGACGUGGACGUGGACGUGGACCUGGACGUGGACCUGGACGUGGACCUGGACGUGGACGUGGACGAGGACAUGGACUUGGACGUGGACAUGGACGUGGACGUGGACGUGAACGUGGACGUGGACAUGGACGUGGACGUGGACGUGGACGUGGACAUGGACGUGGACGUGGACAUGGACGUGGACGUGGACGUGGACAUGGACGUGGACGUGGACGUGGACAUGGACGUGGACGUGGACGUGGACAUGGACGUGGACGUAGACGUGGACGUGGACGUGGACGUGGACGUGGACCUGGACAUGGACGUGGACAUGGACGUGGACGUGGACGUGGACGUGGACCUGGAAAUGGACGUGGACGUGGACGUGGACGUGGAGGUGGACGUGGACAUGGACAAGGACGUAGAAAUGGACGUGGAGGUGGACGUGGACAUGGACGUAGACGUGGACGUGGACAUGGACGUGGACGUAGAAAUGGACGUGGACGUGGACGUGGACGUGGACGUAGACGUGGACGUGGACGUGGACGUGGACGUGGACCUGGACGUGGACGUGGACCUGGACGUGGACGUGGACAUGGACGUGGACGUGGACGUGGACGUGGACGUGGAAAUGGACGUGGACGUGGACGUGGACAUGGACGUGGACGUGGACAUGGACAAGGACGUAGACGUGGACGUGGACGUGGACGUGGACAUGGACGUGGACAUGGACGUGGACGUGGACGUGGACGUGGACGUGGACGUCGAAAUGGAUGUGUACGUAGACGUGGACAUGGACGUGGACGUGGACAUGGACGUGGACGUGGACGUGGACGUGGACGUGGACGUGGACGUGGACGUGGACGAGGACGUGGAGGAGGACGUGGACGUGGACGUGGACGUGGACGUGGACGUGGACGUGGACAUGGACGUGGACGUGGACGUGGACAUGGACGUGGACGUGGACGUGGACGUGGACGUGGACGUGGACGUGGACGUGGACAUGGACGUGGACGUGGACAUGGACAUGGACGUGGACGUGGACGUGGACGUGGACAUGGACGUGGACCUGGACGUGGACGUGGACGUGGACGUGGACGUGGACGAGGACGUGGACGAGGACGUGGAGGAAGACGUGGACGUGGACGUGGACGUGGACGUGGACGUAGACGUGGACGUGGACGUGGACGUGGACGUGGACGUGGACGUGGACAUGGACGUGGACGUGGACGUGGACGUGGACAUGGACAUGGACGUGGACAUGGACGUGGACGUGGACGUGGACGUGGACGUAGACGUGGACGUGGACGUGGACGUGGACGUGGACGUGGACGUAGACGUGGACGUAGACGUGGACGUGGACGUGGACGUGGACGUGGACGUGGACAUGGACGUGGACUUGGACGUGGACAUGGACGUGGACGUGGACGUAGACGUGGACAUGGACGUGGACGUGGACGUGGACGUGGACGUGGACGUGGACGUGGACAUGGACGUGGACGUGGACGUGGACAUGGACGUGGACGUGGACGUGGACGUGGACGUGGACGUGGACGUGGACAUGGACGUGGACGUGGACGCGGACGUGGACGUGGACAUGGACGUGGACAUGGACGUGGACGUGGACGUGGACGUGGACGUCGAAAUGGAUGUGGACGUAGACGUGGACAUGGACGUGGACGUCCACGUCCACUCCACUUCCACGUCCACGUCCACGUCCACGUCUACGUCUACGUCCACGUCCACGUCCAUGUCCACGUCCACGUCCAUGUCCAUGUCCACGUCCACAUCCACGUCCAUGUCCACGUCCACGUCCACGUCUACGUCCAUGUCCACGUCCACGUCCAUGUCCGCGUCCACGUCCAAGUCCACGUCCAUGUCCACGUCCAUGUCUACGUCCACGUCCACGUCCACGUCUACGUCCACGUCCACGUCCACGUCCACGUCCACGUCCAUGUCCACGUCCACGUCCACGUCCACGUCCAUAUCCAUGUCCACGUCCACGUCCACGUCCACGUCUACGUCCUUGUCCAUGUCCACGUCUACGUCCACGUCCAUUUCUACGUCCACGUCCACGUCCAUGUCCACGUCUACGUCCUCGUCCACGUCCACGUCCACGUCCACGUCCAUGUCCACGUCCACGUCCACGUCCACGUCAACGUCCACGUCUACGUCCAUGUCCAUGUCCACGUCUACGUCCAUGUCCACGUCCACGUCCACGUCCACGUCCACGUCCACGUCCAUGUCCACGUCCACGUCCACGUCCACGUCCACACGUGGACGUAGACGUGGACGUGGAGUGGACGUGGACAUGGACGUGGACGUGGACGUGGACGUGGACGUGGACGUAGAAAUGGACGUAGACGUGGACGUAGACGUAGAAAUGGACGUGGACGUGGACGUGGACGUGGACGUGGACGUGGACGUGGACGUGAACGAGGACGUGGACGUGGACAUGGACGUGGACGUGGACGUGGACACCGUGGACAUGGACGUGGACGUAGACGUGGACGUGGACGUGGACGUGGACGUGGACCUGGACGUGGACCUGGACGUGGACAUGGACGUGGACGUGGACGUGGACGUGGACGUGGACAUGGACGUGGACGUGGACGUGGACGUGGACGUGGACGUGGACGAGGACGUGGACGUGGACGUGGACGUAGACGUGGACGUAGACGUGGACGUGGACGUGGACGUGGACAUGGACGUGGACGUGGACGUGGACGUGGACGUGGACGUGGACGUGGACAUGGACGUGGACGUGGACGUGGACAUGGACGUGGACGUGGACGUAGAAAUGGAGGUCGACGUAGACGUGGACAUCGACAUGGACGUAGACGUGGACGUGGACGUGGACGUGGACGUGGACGUGGACAUGGACGUGGACGUGGACGUGGACAUGGACGUGGACAUGGACGUGGACGUGGACAUGGACGUGGACAUGGACGUGGACGUGGACAUGGACGUGGACAUGGACGUGGACGUGGACAUGGACGUGGACGUGGACGUGGACAUGGACGUGGACGUGGACGUGGACGUGGACGUGGACGUGGACAUGGACGUGGACGUGGACGUGGACAUGGACGUGGACAUGGACGUGGACGUGGACAUGGACGUGGACGUGGACGUGGACAUGGACGUGGACAUGGACGUGGACAUGGACGUGGACGUGGACAUGGACGUGGACAUGGACGUGGACGUGGACAUGGACGUGGACGUGGACGUGGACAUGGACGUGGACGUGGACGUGGACGUGGACGUGGACAUGGCCAUGGACGUGGACGUGGACAUGGACGUGGACGUGGACGUGGACGUGGACGUGGACCUGGACAUGGACGUGGACGUGGACGUGGACGUGGACGUGGACGUGGAAAUGGACGUGGACGUGGACGUGGACGUGGACGUGGACGUGGACAUGGACAAGGACGUAGAAAUGGACGUGGAGGUGGACGUGGACAUGGACGUGGACGUGGACGUGGACAUGGACGUGGACGUAGAAAUGGACGUGGACGUGGACGUGGACAUGGACGUGGACGUGGACGUGGACGUGGACGUGGACGUGGACGUGGACGUGGACAUGGACGUGGACGUGGACGUGGACGUGGACAUGGACGUGGACGUGGACAUGGACGUAGACGUGGACGUAGAAAUGGACAUGGACGUAGAAAUGGACGUGGACGUACACGUGGACAUGGACGUGGACGUAGACGUGGACGUGGACGUGGAUGUGGACGUGGACAUGGACGUGGACAUGGACGUGGACAUGGACGUGGACGUGGACGUGGACGUGGACAUGGAUGUGGACGUGGACGUGGACGUGGACGUGGACGUGGACAUGUACGUGGACGUGGACAUGGACGUAGACGUGGACGUGGACGUGGACAUGGACGUGGACGUGGACGUGGACGUGGACGUGGACGUGGACAUGGACGUGGACGUAGACGUGGACAUGGACGUGGACGUGGACGUGGACAUGGACGUGGACGUGGACGUGGACAUGGACGUGGACAUGGACGUGGACAUGGACGUGGACGUGGACGUGGACGUGGACGUAGAAAUGGACGUGGACGUGGACGUGGACGUGGACGUGGACGUGGACGUAGAAAUGGACGUGGACGUGGACGUGGACGUGGACGUGGACAUGGACGUGGACGUGGACGUGGAUAUGGACGUGGACGUGGACAUGGACGUGGAUGUAGAAAUGGACGUGGACGUGGACGUGGACGUGGACGUGGACUUGGACGUGGACGUGGACAUGGACGUGGACGUGGACGUGGACAUGGACGUGGACAUGGACGUGGACAUGGACGUGGACGUGGACCUGGACGUGGACGUGGACAUGGACGUGGACGUGGACGUGGACGUGGAAAUGGACGUGGACGUGGACGUAGAAAUGGACGUAGACGUGGACGUGGACGUGGACAUGGACGUGGACGUGGACAUGGACGUGGAGGUAGACGUGGACGUGGACGUGGACGUGGACGUGGACAUGGACGUGGACGUGGACGUGGACAUGGACGUGGACAUAGACGUGGACAUGGACGUGGACGUGGACAUGGACGUGGACGUGGACAUGGACGUGGACGUGGACGUGGACGUGGACAUGGACGUGGACGUGGACGUGGACGUGGACGUGGACGUGGACAUGGACAUGGACAUGGACGUGGACGUCGACGUGGACGUGGACGUAGAAAGGGACGUGGACGUAGACGUGGACGUGGACAUGGACGUGGACGUGGACGUGGACGUGGACGUAGAAAUGAACGUGGACGUGGACGUGGACGUGCACAUGGAAAUGGACGUGGACAUGGACGUGGACGUGGACGUGAACGUGGACGUUGACGUGGACGUGGACAUGGACGUGGACGUGGGCGUGGACAUGGACGUGGACGUGGACGUGGACGUGGACAUGGACGUGGACAUGGACGUGGACAUGGACAUGGACGUGGACGUGGACGUGGACGUGGACGUGGACGUAGAAAUGAACGUGGACGUGGACGUGGACGUGCACAUGGAAAUGGACGUGGACAUGGACGUGGACGUGGACGUGAACGUGGACGUGGACGUGGACGUGGACAUGGACGUGGACGUGGACGUGGGCGUGGACAUGGACGUGGACGUGGACAUGGACGUGGUCGUGGUCGUGGACAUGGACGUGGACGUGGUCGUGGACGUGGACGUGGACGUGGACAUGGACGUGGACGUGGACGUAGAAAUGGACGUGGACGUAGACGUGGACAUGGACAUGGACGUGGACGUGGACGUGGACGUGGACGUGGACGUAGAAAUGAACGUGGACGUGGACGUGGACGUGCACAUGGAAAUGGACGUGGACAUGGACGUGGACGUGGACGUGAACGUGGACGUGGACGUGGACGUGGACAUGGACGUGGACGUGGGCGUGGACAUGGACGUGGACGUGGACGUGGACGUAGACAUGGACGUGGACAUGGACGUGGACAUGGACAUGGACGUGGACGUGGACGUGGACGUAGAAAUGAACGUGGACGUGGACGUGGACGUGCACAUGGAAAUGGACGUGGACAUGGACGUGGACGUGAACGUGGACGUGGACGUGGACGUGGACAUGGACGUGGACGUGGACGUGGGCGUGGACAUGGACGUGGACGUGGACAUGGACGUGGUCGUGGUCGUGGACAUGGACGUGGACGUGGUCGUGGACGUGGACGUGGACGUGGACGUGGACGUGGAAGUGGACGUGGUGGAGGACGUGGACGUGGACGUGGACCUGGACAUAGACCUGGACGUGGACCUGGAGGUGGACGUGGACCUGGACGUGGACCUGGACGUGGACCUGGACGUGGACGUGGACGAGGACGUGGACAUGGACGUGGACGUGGACGUAGAAAUGGACGUGGACGUAGAAAUGGACGUGGACCUGGACGUGCACGUGGACGUGGACGUGGACGUGGAUGUGGACGUGAACGUGGACGUGGUCGUGGUCGUGGACGUGGUCGUGAUCGUGGACGUGGACGUGGACGUGGUCAUGGACGUGGACGUGGACAUGGACGUGGUCGUGGUCGUGGACAUGGACGUGGACGUGGUCGUGGACGUGGACGUGGACGACGUGGACGUGGAGGACGUGGACGAGGACGUGGAGGACGUGGACGAGGACGUGGAGGACGUGGAGGACGUGGACGUGGACGUGGACGUGGACCUGGACGUGGACCUGGACGUGGACCUGGACGUGGACGUGGACGAGGACAUGGACUUGGACGUGGACAUGGACGUGGACGUGGACGUGAACGUGGACGUGGACAUGGACGUGGACGUGGACGUGGACGUGGACAUGGACGUGGACGUGGACGUGGACGUGGACAUGGACGUGGACGUGGACGUGGACGUGGACAUGGACGUGGACGUGGACGUGGACAUGGACGUGGACGUAGACGUGGACGUGGACGUGGACGUGGACCUGGACCUGGACAUGGACGUGGACAUGGACGUGGACGUGGACGUGGACGUGGACCUGGAAAUGGACGUGGACGUGGACGUGGACGUGGAGGUGGACGUGGACAUGGACAAGGACGUAGAAAUGGACGUGGAGGUGGACGUGGACAUGGACGUAGACGUGGACGUGGACAUGGACGUGGACGUAGAAAUGGACGUGGACGUGGACGUGGACGUGGACGUAGAUGUGGACGUGGACGUGGACGUGGACGUGGACGUGGACCUGGACGUGGACGUGGACCUGGACGUGGACGUGGACAUGGACGUGGUCGUGGUCGUGGACAUGGACGUGGACGUGGUCGUGGACGUGGACGUGGACGUGGACGUGGACGUGGAAGUGGACGUGGUGGAGGACGUGGACGUGAACGUGGACCUGGACGUAGACCUGGACGUGGACCUGGAGGUGGACGUGGACCUGGACGUGGACCUGGACGUGGACCUGGACGUGGACGUGGACGAGGACGUGGACAUGGACGUGGACGUGGACGUAGAAAUGGACGUGGACGUAGAAAUGGACGUGGACCUGGACGUGCACGUGGACGUGGACGUGGACGUGGAUGUGGACGUGAACGUGGACGUGGUCGUGGUCGUGGACGUGGUCGUGAUCGUGGACGUGGACGUGGACGUGGUCAUGGACGUGGACGUGGACAUGGACGUGGUCGUGGUCGUGGACAUGGACGUGGACGUGGUCGUGGACGUGGACGUGGACGACGUGGACGUGGAGGACGUGGACGAGGACGUGGAGGACGUGGACGAGGACGUGGAGGACGUGGAGGACGUGGACGUGGACGUGGACGUGGACCUGGACGUGGACCUGGACGUGGACCUAGACGUGGACGUGGACGAGGACAUGGACUUGGACGUGGACAUGGACGUGGACGUGGACGUGAACGUGGACGUGGACAUGGACGUGGACGUGGACGUGGACGUGGACAUGGACGUGGACGUGGACAUGGACGUGGACGUGGACGUGGACAUGGACGUGGACGUGGACGUGGACGUGGACAUGGACGUGGACGUGGACGUGGACAUGGACGUGGACGUAGACGUGGACGUGGACGUGGACGUGGACGUGGACGUGGACCUGGACAUGGACGUGGACAUGGACGUGGACGUGGACGUGGACCUGGAAAUGGACGUGGACGUGGACGUGGACGUGGAGGUGGACGUGGACAUGGACAAGGACGUAGAAAUGGACGUGGAGGUGGACGUGGACAUGGACGUAGACGUGGACGUGGACAUGGACGUGGACGUAGAAAUGGACGUGGACGUGGACGUGGACGUGGACGUAGACGUGGACGUGGACGUGGACGUGGACGUGGACCUGGACGUGGACGUGGACCUGGACGUGGACAUGGACGUGGACGUGGACGUGGACAUGGACGUGGACGUGGACGUGGACGUGGACGUGGACGUGGACAUGGACGUGGACGCGUGGACGUGGACGGACAUGGACGUGGACAUGGACAUGGACGUGGACGUGGACGUGGACGUGGACAUGGACGUGGACGUGGACGUGGACGUGGACGUGGACGUAGACGUGGACGUGGACGUGGACUUGGACGUGGACGUGGACGUGGACGUGGACAUGGACGUGGACAUGGACGUGGACGUGGACGUGGACGUGGACAUGGACGUCGACGUGGACGUGGACGUGGACCGUGGACAUGGACGUGGACACGUGGACGUGGACGUGGACAUGGACGUGGACGUGGACGUGGACAUGGACGUGGACGUGGACGUGGACGUGGACAUGGACGUGGACGUGGACGUGGACGUGGACGUGGACGUCGAAGUGGACGUGGACGUGGACCUGGACCUGGACGUGGACCUGGACGUAGACAUGGACGUGGACGUGGACGUGGACGUGGACAUGGACGUGGACGUGGAAGUGGACGUGGACGUGGACGUAGAAAUGGACGUGGACGUGGACGUGGACGUGGACGUGGACAUGGACGUGGACGUGGAAGUGGACGUGGAUGUGGACGUAGAAAUGGACGUGGACGUGGACGUGGACGUGGACGUGGACGUUGAAAUGGACGUGGACGUGGAAAUGGACGUGGACGUGGACGUGGACGUCGAAAUGGACGUGGACGUGGACGUGGACGUGGACGUGGACGUGGACGUAGAAAUGGACGUGGACGUAGAAAUGGACGUGGACGUAAACGUGGAAGUGGACGUGGACGUGGACGUAGAAAUGGACGUGGACGUGGAUGUGGACGUGGACGUGGACGUGGACGUGGACGUCGAAAUGGACGUGGACGUGGACGUGGACGUCGAAAUGGACGUGGACGUCGACGUGGACGUGGACGUGGACGUGGACGUAGAACUGGACGUGGACGUAGAAAUGGACGUGGACGUAGAAAUGGACGUGGACGUGGACGUGGUUGUGGACGUGGACGUGGACGUGGAGGUGGAAGUGGACGUGGACGUGGACGUGGAAGUGGACGUGGACGUGGAGGUAGACGUGGACGUGGACGUGGAGGUGGACGUGGACAUGGACGUGGACGUGGACCUGGACGUGGACGUGGACGUGGACGUGGACGUCGAAAUGGACGUGGACGUGGACGUGGACGUGGACGUGGACGUGGACGUAGAAAUGGACGUGGACGUGGACGUGGACGUGGACAUGGACGUGGACGUGGACGUGGACGUAGAAAUGGACGUGGACGUGGACGUGGACGUGGACGUGGACAUGGACGUGGACGUGGACGUGGACGUGGACGUGGACGUCGAAGUGGACGUGGACGUGGACCUGGACCAGGACGUGGACCUGGACGUGGACGUGGACGUGGACGUGGACGUGGACGUGGACAUGGACGUGGAUGUGGAAGUGGACGUGGACGUGGACGUAGAAAUGGACGUGGACGUGGACGUGGACGUGGACCUGGACGUGGACGUGGAAGUGGACGUGGACGUAGAAAUGGACGUGGACGUGGACUUGGACGUGGACCUGGACGUGGACGUGGAAGUGGACGUGGACGUGGACGUAGAAAUGGACGUGGACGUGGACGUAGACGUGGACGUGGACGUGGACGUGGACGUGGACGUGGACGUGGACGUGGAAAUGGACGUGGACGUGGACGUGGACGUAGAAAUGGACGUGGACGUGGACGUGGACGUGGACAUGGACGUGGACGUGGACGUGGACGUGGACGUGGACGUCGAAGUGGACGUGGACGUGGACCUGGACCUGGACGUGGACCUGGACGUAGACAUGGACGUGGACGUGGACGUGGACAUGGACGUGGACGUGGACGUGGACGUGGACAUGGACGUGGACAUGGACAUGGACGUGGACGUGGACGUGGACAUGGACCUGGACGUGGACGUGGACGUCGAAAUGGACGUGGACGUGGACGUGGACGUGGACGUGGACGUGGACGUAGAAAUGGACAUGGACGUGGACAUGGACAUGGACGUGGACGUGGACGUGGACAUGGACGUGGACGUGGACGUGGACGUGGACGUAGAAAUGGACGUGGACGUGGACGUGGACGUGGACGUGGACGUGGACAUGGACGUGGACGUGGACGUGGACGUGGACGUCGAAGUGGACGUGGACGUGGACCUGGACCUGGAUGUGGACCUGGACGUAGACAUGGACGUGGACGUGGACGUGGACGUGGGCGUGGACGUGGACAUGGACGUGGACGUGGAAGUGGACGUGGACGUGGACGUAGAAAUGGACGUGGACGUGGACGUGGACGUGGACGUGGACAUGGACGUGGACGUGGAAGUGGACGUGGACGUGGACGUGGAAAUGGACGUGGACGUGGACGUGGACGUGGACGUGGACGUGGACGUGGAAAUGGACGUGGACGUGGACGUGGACGUAGAAAUGGACGUGGACGUAGACGUGGACGUGGACGUGGACGUGGACGUGGACAUGGACGUGGACGUGGACGUGGACGUGGACGUGGACGUCGAAGUGGACGUGGACGUGGACCUGGACCUGGACGUGGACCUGGACGUAGACAUGAACGUGGACGUGGACGUGGACGUGGACGUGGACGUGGACGUGGACAUGGACGUUGACGUGGACAUGGACAUGGACGAUGGACGUGGACAAAUGGACGUGGACGUGGACGUGGACGUGGACAUAGACGUGGACUUGGACGUGGACGUGGACGUGGACGUAGAAAUGGACGUGGACGUGGACGUGGACGUGGAGGUGGACGUGGACAUGGACGUGGACGUGGACGUGGACGUGGACGUCGAAGUGGACGUGGACGUGGACCUGGACCUCGAUGUGGACCUGGACGUAGACAUGGACGUGGACGUGGACGUGGACGUGGAAGUGGACGUGGACAUGGACGUGGACGUGGAAGUGGACGUGGACGUGGACGUAGAAAUGGACGUGGACGUGGACGUGGACGUGGACGUGGACAUGGACGUGGACGUGGAAGUGGACGUGGACGUGGACGUAGAAAUGGACGUGGACGUGGACGUGAACGUGGACGUGGACGUGGACGUGGACGUGGACGUGGAAAUGGACGUGGACGUGGACGUGGACGUCGAAAUGGACGUGGACGUGGACGUGGAUGUGGACGUGGACGUAGAAAUGGACGUGGACGUGGACGUGGUUGUGGACGUGGACGUGGACGUGGAGGUGGAAGUGGACGUGGAUGUGGACGUGGAAGUGGACGUGGACGUGGACAUGGAGGUGGACGUGGACGUGGAUGUGGAGGUGGACGUGGACAUGGACGUGGACGUGGACGUGGACCUGGACCUGGACGUGGACAUGGACGUGGACGUAGACAUGGACGUGGACGUGGACAUGGACGUGGACGUGGACGUGGAAGUGGACGUGGACGUGGACGUAGAAAUGGACGUGGACGUGGACGUUCACGUGGACGUGGACGUGGACCUGGACGUGGACAUGGACGUGGACAUGGACGUGGACGUGGACAUGGACGUGGACGUGGACGUGGACGUAAACGUCGACGUAAAAAUGGACGUGGACGUGGACGUGGACGUGGACGUGGACGUGGACCUGGACGUUGACGUGGACGUGGACGUGGACGUGUUUGCGUGGUUCAGGAGCUUGCUUGGAGCUUGCGUGGUCUAA